Molecule: messenger RNA, 1315 nt
Organism: Exophiala mesophila
Lineage: Eukaryota; Fungi; Ascomycota; Eurotiomycetes; Chaetothyriales; Herpotrichiellaceae
Exons: 1
Coding region: 1-1308 (435 amino acids)
Source: RefSeq, a predicted model, not a curated record
AUGGAGAAAUCAACAACGCCAACGGCCAACGUCAGCAACGAGGUCAACAUCACCCUUCCUCCCGCCACACACCCCAACAUCCAAUACGCCAUUUUAUCCGCUCAACAGGUCCGAUUACUAAGAGACCGCCUUGAAGCCGAAUUACCAUACAGUCUGCCACUAUUACGGAGAUUAGAGUUCGAAGACGACCAUCCCAGUGGGAAGGAUGCAAAGGUCUUUGCAGCUAAGGCUGUCGACCAAGAUGCAUCACCGACUGAGAAUGAACAUGACAAUGCCGACCAGGACCAUACGAAAACAUGGCUCGACGCAUGGCUCAUGAGCCAUACUCAUACCGAAACCCAUCCCUCACCACCCUGGCUAGCCGCGCACAUCGACCUCGCCAACCAAGGCCAAACUCAAGUCUUUUUGUAUUCCAGCGGGUCAAACCCAGCCUCGGGAGAGUUUACAUCAGCGUUACAAAAAGAAGGUGCUCGUUUCCUUGAUGGAUCUUUUGUCUUUGAAGACUCUCAACCUCCAUCCCCCUCCCCUUCCUCUCCUCUCCAUCCCCAUCUCAUAUCCACUUUAUUCAACUACAUCCACCAGACCCUCAUCCCCUUACUCCCCUCCACACCAUCCCCCGACUGGUUUGAAUUAAAACGGACCGGAAAAUAUCUCUCUACACCAUACGACCGAUCAAAAGUCAUUUUCGGAUCCAUUCAUGAAUCCAUGUGGCCGUAUUUUCUUUCAUAUACUUCCGCGAUUACACGUACGGAUACUGGGUAUUGGAAAUAUAUUUUUGAAAUACCAAUACCAAAGCCGAGGGCGAGAUCGAGAUCGCAAGAUCCCACCCUUCCAACCUCCUAUCACAUCUCCAACCUCACACCCACCCACCUCCAAACCGCACUCGACCGAACCCCUAUCCCACGAACAUUGGAAACACUCCGCCAAUUCACCAGUGCGGGGAUUUUUCACCUUGACGAACCAAAUCCAGUGAGUUGGGGGUUUUUGUCCAAGGAUCAAAGUAUUUCCAGUUUACAUACUGAAGACGAACAUCGGGGAAAGGGUUUGGCGGGAUAUGUGGCGAGGGAGUUGUUGAGGAAGGCGGCAGCGGCAGCGGCGGCGGCGGCGGCGGUGGGGAAGGAUGAGGAUGAGGAGGGAUGGGAGGAAGAUGAGAGGGAGAGAAGGAUGAAUGAUAUCUAUUAUGGUCAUGCUGAUGUAUCGGAGUCGAAUGUUGGAAGUAGAAGUGUAAUGGAGAAAUUGGGCGGUGUGCCGAUGUGGAAAACGGCGUGGAUGGAAGUUAAUUUGAGGGAUGUUUUUGAGAAGAAUUAGGGAUGAG